Salvelinus namaycush (lake trout) is the source of this 3312-nucleotide messenger RNA. RefSeq names its product connector enhancer of kinase suppressor of ras 2-like. Gene Ontology annotation, biological process: regulation of signal transduction. Gene Ontology annotation, molecular function: protein binding. The coding region runs from base 1 to 3231 and encodes 1076 amino acids. Lineage: Eukaryota; Metazoa; Chordata; Actinopteri; Salmoniformes; Salmonidae. Gene Ontology annotation, cellular component: cytoplasm; membrane. The record is from RefSeq and is a predicted model, not a curated record. The transcript is spliced from 24 exons.
AUGGCUCUGGUGAUGGAACCUAUAAGCAAAUGGACACCCAAGCAAGUGCUGGAUUGGAUGAAAGGCCUGGAUGACUGUCUGCAGCAGUACAUUAAGAACUUUGAGCGAGAGAAGAUCAAUGGGGAGCAGCUGCUCCACAUCACUCAUCAGGAGCUGGAGGAGCUGGGGGUCACCCGCAUUGGACACCAGGAGCUCAUCCUGGAGGCUGUGGACCUACUCUGUGCUCUGAACUAUGGACUGGAGACUGAGAACCUGCGUACCCUAUCCCACAAGCUUAAUGCUUCAGCAAAGAACCUACAAAACUUCAUCACAGGGAGGCGUCGAGGCGGCCAUUAUGACGGCAGGGCCUCCCGCAGGCUGCCCAACGACUUCCUCACCUCUGUGGUGGACCUUAUCGGAGCAGCCAAGAACCUGCUGGCCUGGCUGGACAGAUCCCCAUUUGUCAGUGUGACAGAGUACUCCUUACUAAAGAACAACAUUGUUCAACUGUGCUUGGAGUUAACCACCAUAGUACAACAGGACUGCACGGUGUAUGAGACAGAAAACAAGAUUCUUCAUGUGUGUAAAACACUGUCUGGGAUCUGUGACCACAUCAUCUCGUUGUCCUCUGAUUCGCUGGUGUCCCAGUCGGCCCAUCUGGAGGUUGUGCACCUGACCAACAUCAUGCCCAGCGAGGGCUUGGGAAUGUACAUCAAAUCUACAUAUGACGGCCUUCAUGUCAUCACUGGGACCACUGAGAACUCCCCAGCUGACCAGUGCAAGAAGAUCCAUGCUGGAGACGAGGUUAUUCAGGUCAACCACCAGACAGUGGUGGGCUGGCAGCUGAAGAACCUGGUGAACGCCCUCAGAGAAGACCCCAACGGAGUCAUCCUCACGCUGAAGAAGAGACCUCAGAACACUCUCACGUCUGCCCCUGCCCUGCUCAAGAAUGUACGGUGGAAACCCCUUGCACUCCAGCCCAUCCCCACCAGUCCCAACAGUGACUCCAACACCCCGCCCAACAGCAUGGGGACCAUGGGGAUGUCCUCUACACUGGACAGUGGCCAUGACGUCUUCAUCUUGUCCCCAGUCUCUGGCCUUUAUGGACACAGAGACGAGAUAGGUAUCAUGUCCUGCGAUGACAUCAACAAGUACAGUCUGGAGAAGAUGGGUAUGAAAGGCUCGGAGUCUCCCAGCUUCUACCUGGACCAUGAUGGGGGCAAGUACUUCACAUUGGUGGAGGAGGACUGUCUGGCCCUGGGGCAGGAGUAUGAGACCAGGGGCCGCUCCACAGGGGUCAGGCGGAGGGACAGGACACCCACCCAUGGUGACCUCAGGCCAGUUUCCAUGCCAACGGAUUACAACUGGAUGGCAGAGACAAAGGAGCCAAAUAUGUACAAGAGAGACUCAGACAACUCCCUGCUACGUUACCUGAAUGACGAUAAGAUCCUAGUAAUCCAGGAGGAGCCGGACGUGUCCAGGGAAUGCAAGCGGGACACUGGGCGGCGUACCCGCAAGAAGAGUCACAACCCCAGCAGCCCCAGCUAUCCCAUCAGCCCAUCCCUGCUGGCCCCGCCUGUCAGACUGGACUCAGGACCGCCAGAAGGCCUGCCCUUCUCACUGCUUGAGAGCAACACUGUGCCAAUGUACCAUAGAGCUGGAGACACACUGAGAGCUGACACUGACAGGUAUGCUAGUUUUGGCAUCGAGAGACAAGGAGGCUCAUCCAUGAGGAAGUCAUUUCACUAUGCGUCUUUAAGGACUAAGACCAAAAAGAGAACCAAAGGUUCUCUGACUAGCGCUAGCCGCAGGCGUAUCUCCUGUAAGGACCUGGGCCAUGGGGACUGUGAGGGCUGGCUGUGGAAGAAGAAGGAUGCCAAGGGCUACUUCACCCAGAAGUGGAAGAAGUACUGGUUCAUCCUCAAGGACUCCUCGCUCUACUGGUACACCAACCAGAAUGACGAGAAGGCUGAAGGUUUCAUCAGCCUACCUGAGUUCCGAAUAGAUCGAGCGAUUGAAUGCAGAAGGAAACAUGCCUUCAAAGCCUGCCAUCCCAAAAUCAAGAGUUUCUUCUUUGCCACAGACUGUUUGGAGGAGAUGAACAGAUGGAUGAACCGGCUGGGGCUGGCGGCGAUUGGCUACACACCCGACGAUAAAGUUUCUCGCCCUGAUGAAGAUUACUGGAGUGAGAGUGACCAGGAUGAGAUUGAUGGUUCUAUGACCCUGAAACAAGAGGGCAUGUCAUCACGCUGUGAUACCUACCACCGCACCCCGUCUGUGAACUCCUCCAGUCCGUUCCCUGAGCGCCACUUCUCCAGUGAGUCCACGUACUCCCACUCCUCUGCUGAGGAUUCCCGUCCGGACGUCCCCGGGAGCACCCACUCCUCCAGCUGCCGCCCCACCCUCCGUGACACCCAACGGCGCUCCUGGCAGGACCUGAUUGAGACGCCUCUCACCAGCUCGGGCCUCCACUUCCUGCAGACGGUGCCGGGGGAGGGUGACAGGGGCGACGGAGGCUACGGCAGCGGCCACAUGGGAAUGGGUCAGCUGCUCAUGUCCCCCGAGCGCCGGCGUCAGGCCACGCUGCCCGCCCAGAGGCGCCGGCAACCUGACAGAGAUGGGCCCUUCCCAUUGGUGGACAUAGAGGAGCGCGAACAGCGCCUCCACCACUGUACCCAUAAGCAGCGCAGCCAGAGCCUGCCCCGAAACAGGGACGUGCAGGGCACCAAGGGCAGCCUGCGCCCAGCAGGACCCUCAGAGGAGAGGAGUGAGGAUGAUGAGGUGCCAUUCAGAAAGCACAACUCCAAAAAAAAACAAGAUUCUCGGUCUAAAGAGCGAGGCCAUGAUCAUGAGGGAGUGGAUGGCUUUCAUGAGCUGUACCGCUCCAUAGAGCAGGCCAGCCUGUCUGCCCUGGGGGAGCAGAGGCCCUCCACCAAACAGGAGUUCAGACGCUCCUUCGUCAAGCGCUGCAAUGACCCUGUCAUCAAUGACAAGCUGCACCGCAUUCGUGCCCUGCGCAGCACGCUCAAGGCCAAAGAGGGGGAUCUGGCCAUUAUCAGCCAAGUGCUGGACGACCCCGGUCUAAACUCCCAGAACUUCCAGGAGUGGAAGCAGCAACACCAUGAGCUUUUUGUGGACAUCUGUGAGUUCAGCUCUGCCCCGACAGAGUCUCACCCUGAGGGGUCCGACCUCUCACCCCUGUCUCCACCUCUGAUGAUGCACACCCACUCCUUCAUCGAAACUCACGUUUGAGUGCUCAGAUACAGAGUAACAGGAAGACACUGUGGAAUCAUGCAAUCAUCUCUUUCCCCCCCAAUCGUCGAUGCAGCCAGG